CUCCCUCUGGAUCUGUAGCUGUUACCAAUCUUUGUAUUUUUUUUUUUUCUUUUGCUUCUUUCCCUUUUGAUUCGAUCUAUGUGGAAAGAAUAACCACGGCGCCGCCCUUCCUCGUCGUCUGCCGGAGUUCCGCCUGAACGCCCUUGCCGCCGGUUCACCCCACUGGUUGUUACAUCGCGUGAGAGGAGGGAUCUAUAAAAGGAGGCGGUUAGAGCAUAUUCCGGGGAAAUCGAAAUCGAAUCCACCGCACCACGCACGCACGCACGCACGCUUCCCCUACUCCCCCUUCCUCCUCAUCAUCAUCUUCUUCUUCUUCUUGGAUCUCUCUCUCCCCCUCUCCUCCUCCUCCCCCUCCUCAUCCUCAUCCUCAUCCUCAUCCUCAUCCUCAUCCUCAUCCUCUACUCGGCGAUGGCGACUUCGGCGGCGGAGGAGCUCUCGGGGUUGAGCAUUGGCGACGAUUGGGCCGCAUCUUGCCCUAGCCUCCGCAAGAACCUCUCGAUUCUCUCCCCCGAUCAGAUUGAACUUGCCAAAAUCUUGUUGAAUGAGGGACAAAGUCAUCUCUUUAACCAUUGGCCUGAUCCAGGUGCUGAGGAUGAGAAGAAAAAGGGUUUCUUUGAUCAGGUAGCUCGGCUUAAUUCAAGCUAUCCUGGUGGUUUGAAAGCAUACAUUCAGAAUGCAAGAAAGCUCUUAGCUGAUUCAAAAGCUGGAAAGAAUCCAUAUGACGGCUUCACUCCAUCUGUUCCCUCAGGGGAGGUCUUGACAUUUGGUGAUGAUAAUUUUAUCAAGUUAGAAGAGGCUGGAGUUAGAGAAGCAAAAAAUGCUGCAUUUGUUCUUGUGGCAGGUGGGCUUGGUGAACGCCUUGGAUACAAAGGAAUAAAGUUGGCCCUUCCUGCAGAAACCACUACUGGAAAAUGUUUCCUCCAACAAUACAUUGAGUCUAUUUUAGCUUUACAAGAGGCUAGCUGUAAAUUGGCAGGGGGUCAACAACAUAUGCAGAUUCCUUUGGUGAUAAUGACGUCAGAUGAUACUAAUGCACCAACCUUGAAGCUUUUGGAGUCAAAUUCAUACUUUGGAAUGGUGCCCUCACAAGUGAAGCUUCUUAAGCAGGAAAAAGUAGCAUGUUUGGAUGAUAAUGAUGCAAGACUUGCAUUAGACCCGAAUGAUAAGUACAAAAUUCAGACAAAACCUCACGGACAUGGUGAUGUGCAUGCACUACUUUAUUCCAGUGGCAUGCUUUAUCACUGGAAGAGUGCGGGUCGAAAAUGGGUUCUGUUCUUCCAGGAUACUAAUGGGCUACUAUUUAAGGCAAUACCUGCUUCAUUGGGUGUCAGUGCCACGAAGGGAUAUGAUGUCAAUUCUCUUGCUGUUCCUCGGAAAGCAAAGGAAGCUAUUGGAGGCAUAACCAAGCUUACUCAUGCUGAUGGAAGGACAAUGGUUAUCAAUGUGGAAUAUAAUCAGCUUGACCCACUACUUCGAGCAACUGGACAUCCUGAUGGUGAUGUCAAUUGUGAAACAGGAUAUUCUCCUUACCCUGGUAACAUAAACCAGCUGAUUUUGAAACUUGACUCAUAUAUUGAGGAACUCGGCAAAACUCGAGGUGCCAUUGCUGAGUUUGUUAAUCCCAAGUAUAAAGAUUCGAGCAAGACAUCAUUUAAAUCCUCUACUCGAUUGGAAUGUAUGAUGCAAGAUUAUCCAAAAACACUACCGCCUUCAGCAAACGUUGGGUUUACUGUGAUGGAUACAUGGCUUGCAUAUGCACCUGUGAAGAAUAAUCCUGAAGAUGCUGCUAAGGUACCCAAGGGAAAUCCUCAUCAUAGUGCAACUACAGGAGAGAUGGCAAUUUAUAGGGCAAACAGCCUUAUUCUGAGAAAGGCUGGUGUUCAGAUAGCUGAUCCUGUGAAUGAUGUGUUCAACGGGCAAGAGGUGGAAGUCUGGCCACGCAUAACGUGGAGCCCUAUGUGGGCCCUCAUAUUUGCAGAUGUAAAGAGAAAGGUCAACGACAAAUGCUUUGUAUCUCAGAGAUCGACACUGGUUAUUAAUGGCCAGAAUGUGUUUCUCGAUGGCCUCUCCUUAGAUGGCACUCUUGUUGUGAACGCUAUUGACGAAGCAGAGGUGAAAGUGGUUGGUUCUAUACAAAACAAGGGAUGGGUCCUUAAGCACGUCGACUACAAAGACACCUCCUUUCCCGAAGAGAUACGGAUGAGAGGGUUUAAAAUCGAGAAGCUCGAGCAGCUCGAGAAGAGCUAUACUGAACCAGGGAAUUUUUGUUUGAGCUCGUGAAAGAGGUAGUCUCCUCAUAGCCGACUUAAGAUGGUGUGGCUUGUUUAACCGUCUGUUCUUUUAGAGCGUUAUUUUGGGAUCUAAUAUCCUAUUUAUUGAUGAUCUUUCAUAAAUAAGCAUAUACUUCCACUCUGUCGAAUAACCAACUCUGGUGCUGUAUUUUACUGCUAUUUAAUCAAAUGGCAGCGAAAGAUAAGGCUGAGAGGGAGUAUUACUGUUAUUUAAUUAUUUUAUUAAUUUAUGUAUGAUCUCCAUUUGGUGGUGAAUAAUCUUUGUCAUCAAUUGUUGUACUGUAGUUUUAACCAACGUCA
Molecule: messenger RNA, 2591 nt
Organism: Ananas comosus (pineapple)
Lineage: Eukaryota; Viridiplantae; Streptophyta; Magnoliopsida; Poales; Bromeliaceae
Product: UDP-sugar pyrophosphorylase
Exons: 18
Coding region: 409-2280 (623 amino acids)
Biological process (GO): UDP-N-acetylglucosamine biosynthetic process
Molecular function (GO): UDP-N-acetylglucosamine diphosphorylase activity
Source: RefSeq, a predicted model, not a curated record